Messenger RNA from Lottia gigantea (owl limpet), 1954 nucleotides. RefSeq lists its product as hypothetical. Gene Ontology annotation, cellular component: endosome; retromer complex. The transcript has 9 exons. Gene Ontology annotation, biological process: intracellular protein transport; retrograde transport, endosome to Golgi. NCBI's taxonomy places the organism in Eukaryota, Metazoa, Mollusca, Gastropoda, Lottiidae. Bases 16 to 1035 code for a protein of 339 amino acids. The record is from RefSeq and is a predicted model, not a curated record.
GGGAAUCCAUAUUGGAUGAAACGAGAUUUAGCAGAAACUCAUAUUUACCGAAAAAUGAGUUUCUUUGGGUUUGGACAGAGUGCAGAAGUUGAUAUAAUAUUAGAUGGCCAAGACUCAAGAAAAACAGCUGAAAUAAAAACUGAAGAUGGUAAAAAAGAAAGAUAUUAUCUAUAUUUCGAUGGCGAAACUGUGUCAGGCAAGGUCAAUGUAUCGUUAAAGAAAGCAGGAAGUAAAUUAGAACAUCAAGGAAUAAAGAUAGAAUUUAUUGGCCAGAUUGAAUUAUAUUAUGAUAGAGGUAAUCAUCAUGAGUUCACAUCACUUGUUAAAGAAUUGGCAAGACCAGGAGAACUGUCUCAAAAUACUAGUUAUAAUUUUGAAUUUCAACAAGUAGAAAAACCCUAUGAAUCCUACACUGGAGCCAAUGUUAGAUUAAGAUACUUUUUACGAGUUACUAUAGUGAAAAGACUAAGUGAUGUGGUGAAAGAACAAGAUAUAGUAGUUCACACACUAUCACAUUAUCCAGAAAUGAACAAUAGUAUUAAAAUGGAAGUAGGAAUAGAAGAUUGUUUACAUAUAGAAUUUGAAUAUAAUAAAUCAAAGUAUCAUUUAAAAGAUGUUAUAGUGGGGAAGAUAUAUUUUCUACUUGUGCGAAUCAAAAUCAAGCAUAUGGAGAUUCAAAUAAUAAAACGAGAAACAACAGGCUCAGGUCCUAAUACAUUUAAUGAAAAUGAGACAAUAGCUAAAUAUGAAAUAAUGGAUGGAGCUCCUGUCAGAGGAGAAUCAAUACCAAUUCGACUAUUUUUAAGUGGUUAUGAAUUAACACCGACCAUGAGGGAUAUCAAUAAAAAGUUUUCAGUACGCUAUUAUUUAAAUUUGGUGCUAGUAGAUGAAGAAGAAAGGCGGUAUUUUAAACAACAAGAGAUAACAAUAUUUCGUAGAUCCGACAAAAACAGAAAAACAUACCAAGCUACUGCUCAUCACAAUGCAACAAGAGAUAGAAAACCAGAGGAGAAUUCUGUUGAGGAAGAAAAAUGAAUUCUGUAAAAAAUUUUGACAAUAUAAAAUCAGUAUGAAUAUUGUGAGAAUUAUUACUAUUGUGAUACAAGUGUGAGUUAAGUUAUUAAAAAAGAAAUAGAUAGAGAGUAACUGUUAAAUAAUAUUAAAUGUAGAUAUACCAUCAUGUAUAUAUACUGAUAUAUGUGUAUAUAUAUAUUGCUAAAAAUAAACAAACUGACAUAAUCCAUAUUAUGCUAGUCUUUUAUUUUGCAGUAGGGAAAACUGACAUGUUUCUAUAUGACAAAGUCCUUUUUUUUUUUUUUAAUUAAUGAUCAUACAAUCACAAUACAAUCAUAGUUUUAUAUAAGAUCACAUUUAGAAUUUUGUUUAAUUCUGCUGUUACACAAGAGCAUCAAUCGUGCAAUAAUACUAACUGGAUCCGGAUGUAUCAUUUUGGAAUUGGAGUAUUUUACUGAAAAUGUUAAAAGUCUUCAUCGUGAUUUAUGAAAUAGUCUUGUAUCGAUGGAAAAGAGUAUACUGAGCUUAAUGUUAGUUAAAUGAAAUGUAAAAAAAUAGUAUGAUUUGAGAUUGCUGUUGUGGUUGAGAAUACUACAUUCACAUUGUUAAAAUACCAAAUAGCUUACUAGAUUCAGUCUAAUUUAAAUUAGUCCUAACUUUCAUUCAGUUUAUAUUAGCUUUUAUCUUUAUGUAACCACUCCAGUUAAGGUCUUAAGAAUCCGCACUUGUUAUUUCAUAUCAAUAACCUUUCAGUGGACUUGAUAAGCUAGUCUAAUGCUUCUGGGAAUACACUUAUACAAAAUCCCAGCGUUUUGGAGGGGGGGGGGGGGGAGAAACUUGAUUGGCUGUCAGUGUCAUAAAAGGGAAGACUGUCCAAAGCGGUGCUAAAAAAUAUUUUAAUAUAGUUUAGUUUGUUGACUAUUUUUGGCCUACCGAGUAC